Molecule: messenger RNA, 1570 nt
Organism: Cercospora beticola
Lineage: Eukaryota; Fungi; Ascomycota; Dothideomycetes; Mycosphaerellales; Mycosphaerellaceae
Product: RNA recognition motif domain-containing protein
Biological process (GO): positive regulation of mRNA splicing, via spliceosome
Cellular component (GO): spliceosomal complex
Molecular function (GO): RNA binding
Source: RefSeq, a predicted model, not a curated record
CACUGUUUGAACAAACCACGUCGUGCCCACGCCUUCGUCCAUCCCUCCUUCCGCCAUCCCCUCUCCGCUCCGCACACUCCUUCACGCAUCCACGCGCCCGCCGUCAUUGCCAGUUGACGGCCGCUUGAACUCCGACAGCAGCCUGCCUGUGCUCUGGUACUGACGCGCUCGCUCAGCCCUUUCUUACAUCUUUCCCCAGUCCGUCGCAAACAGCGACACAUCGACCGCUGCAAUGGCCGACCUCGACACUUACGACGCCGACCAGCGCACCUACGACGACGAGCGCGACUACCCUCCUCGUGAGCGCUCGCGUUCGCCAGGCCCAGACCGCGAUCGAGAUGGCGACGUCCGCGUGCGCGAUGAGCCUUCCAACGGACGCGCCGACCGUGACCCUCCGCGCAAGGGCGGCGCCGACGACGAGCCAGAUGCCACGAACCCAGGAUCCAACCUUUUCGUUACUGGAAUCCACCCACGUUUGACUGAGGAGGAGGUUUCGCGUCUGUUUGAAAAGUAUGGACAGGUUGAAAAGUGCAACAUCAUGAAGGAUCCUCACACCCGCGAGAGCCGUGGAUUCGGCUUCGUGAAGAUGGUCACUUCGGACGAGGCAGAUGCUGCGAAGGAGGCCCUUCAGGGCGAGGUCUACGAGGGACGCACCUUGAGCAUUGAGAAGGCUCGCCGCGCUCGCCCACGCACGCCAACUCCGGGCAAGUACUUCGGACCACCUAAGCGCGAGGACCGUCGCCCACGUGGUGGAGGCUGGGGAGGUCGCGGAGGCGACCGCUACGACGACCGCGGCUACGGCCGCCGUGACGACUAUCGAGGCGGAGGCUACCGCGACCGCAACGAUGAUCGCGGUGGUUACGGACGUCGGGAUGACGGUCCACCACGCGACCGCUACCGCGACGGCGGUGAUCGCUAUGGCGGAGAGCGCCGCGGAGGCGGCUACGGCUCCAACUACGAGCGCCCUCCCCGUGGUGGGCCACCAGGCGACAGUAGCUACGGUGGCGACUCUCGUCCGCCGCGCGAUGCACCACCAGCUCGCAGCUACGAAGACCGCCGCCAAUACGACUAGGCGACGUUUAGGCUAACGAAACAGGCGUACGGAGCAAGCAACGGUCUUUUCAGCAUCAUGGAUCGCUAGGCAAUCUGCAUCCGAGGAGUUUCUGCUGGAGUCGGCUAAUCACCCCCCAUGUACUACUACAACUUCCAUUUCCCCGGUGCGACUUCAGCAUGUGUUAUUAGCGGCGGCAGAGAGAAGGCAUGUCGACGCUCUUCGACCAGCGACAGUGAAUCGGAGAAGCUCUUCGGCCAUGUGCCGCAGCCCACGUUCCACGUCCUUUUCGGCAAUCAGUAUGAAACGAAACAAAACAACAGCUUUACUAAAUCUGUCACCUCGACUCGCACUUUCGACAUCUCUGCCAAUGGCUAUCAGUCAGUGUUGGCAUGCACCCGUUCGACAAUUGAAGGAGCGCACCACUCAAUAGGAAAGGGUUCAUUCGUCAACGAUCGCACCUUCAACCGCAGUCCAAUCAGCCGCAUCGUAUUUCCUCGUCGCAAUCGCACAGCUACG